CGGCUCAGUCACCGAGCGCGGGGCCGGGGCGUUCCCGUUCCCGCUUUCCCAGCGCCCGCCGCCUGCGAGCACCCCGCAACCCGCAGCCCGGCGCGGACUCUGAUCGCCGCAGCCGCCCGCCGGCGUCAUGUCGCAGACCGGAGCGCCGGGGAUGCAGGAGGAGAGCCUGCAGGGCUCCUGGGUAGAAUUGCACUUUAGCAAUAAUGGGAACGGGAGCAGCGUUCCAGCCUCGGUUUCUAUUUAUAAUGGUGACAUGGAAAAAAUACUGCUGGAUGCCCAGCAUGAGUCUGGCCGGAGUAGCUCCAAGAGUUCUCACUGUGACAGCCCACCUCGCUCACAGACACCGCAAGAUACUAACAGAGCUUCAGAAACAGAUACCCACAGCAUUGGAGAGAAGAACAGCUCACAGUCCGAGGAAGAUUAUAUUGAGAGAAGGAAAGAAGUUGAAAGCAUCUUGAAGAAAAACUCAGACUGGAUAUGGGAUUGGUCAAGUCGGCCGGAAAAUAUUCCCCCCAAGGAGUUCCUCUUUAAACACCCGAAGCGCACGGCCACCCUCAGCAUGAGGAACACGAGCGUCAUGAAGAAAGGGGGCAUCUUCUCUGCAGAAUUUCUGAAGGUUUUUCUUCCGUCUCUGCUGCUGUCUCAUUUGCUGGCCAUUGGAUUGGGGAUCUAUAUUGGAAGGCGUCUGACAACCUCCACCAGCACCUUUUGAUGAAGAACUGGAGUCUGGCUUUGCUCGUUAGUGGGAUUACUUCUGAGUUUGCAGCGUAGCUCACUGAAGAGCUGUUCAAUCCUCGGGCGUGCCACUUGUGUUUAUUUGUUCUGUACAUGCUGCGUUCCUAAUUUAGUAAAACGAAAGAAUAGACACUAAAAUGUUGAUCUAUAAUUAUACCUAUGGGAUCAAUUAAUACGCAUGUCAGACUGAUUACUGUAAAAAUUUGGUAGUGAAUUUUCAUUGGAUAUUAGAUAGAAAUUCUGAAUAUAAAUAAUUUUAAUAUACUAGUUAUGAUGUAUGUUGUAUUUUAAAAAUUAUCUGUAACCUUAAUUCCGUUAAAGUACUUUAUAUUUCAAAAUAAUGAAGAACAUUGAUAAUAAAAUCGCUACUUUAAGGGGUUUGUCCCACAAUAAAUAUUGUGGCCUUAUGUUAUCACACUAUUGUAGAAAGUAUUUAAUUUAAAUAGAUGCAGGUUGUCUACUAAAGAUUAUGCGUAUCUAUGCUAAUUGUUUGUAAUAAACCAAGAUAGAGCUACAGACUCAACUGUAAAGGUCAUACGCUAAACUCUUACUUUUGCAGCAUAAGGAAUGAAGUCCCCGACUGUAAGGUAGUCACCUGGGAUGAUCAGUUUCUGCCGAAGCACCUGCUCAGUGUCUUUUCCUCUAUCAUCACUCUGCACUGGUGAAUUUAAUGCUCUCUGCUCAACUUUUGUGUGCUUUUAAAAUCAGCUGUAUUCUAAGCAAAUCUCUGUCUACUUUAAAAGACUGGAAAUGACAAAUAAUAAACCUUUGCCAAAUCCUUCA
Sapajus apella (tufted capuchin) is the source of this 1518-nucleotide messenger RNA. It is a transcript of the gene BNIP3, whose product is annotated as BCL2 interacting protein 3. The transcript has 7 exons. Bases 128 to 712 code for a protein of 194 amino acids. Lineage: Eukaryota; Metazoa; Chordata; Mammalia; Primates; Cebidae. Gene Ontology annotation, cellular component: mitochondrial envelope; nucleus; mitochondrial outer membrane. Gene Ontology annotation, biological process: positive regulation of apoptotic process; mitochondrial outer membrane permeabilization. The record is from RefSeq and is a predicted model, not a curated record.